AUAUUUUACGAGUGACCGUCAAAGUAAAAGGUAUCGCAGAAUAAAGUGCUCGUGAUUUUUUUAAGCACCAAAAAAUGGAUUUAAAUCUGUUUUUGGUGUCUGUGGUGACCCUGCUGGUAGCAGGAUAUCUCUAUGUGAAGAAGAAGUUUCAAUAUUGGGAGGAGAAGGGUGUACCUUAUGUGAAACCUCAAUUUCCAUUUGGAGCUCUCAAGGAAAUGGGAAGAACAAAGCACUCAAGUACAGUCUUCACAGAUAUCUACAGAGAACUAAAGGGAAAAGAUGUGUUCGGUGGCAUGUACUUCUUCACACAACCCGUUGUAAUGCCACUAGAUUUGGAACUUCUCAAGAAUAUCUUCGUAAAAGACUUCCAAUAUUUCCAUGAUCGUGGAUUGUACGUCAAUGAAAGAGACGAUCCUUUAUCUGGACACUUAUUUGCUCUGUCUGGUCAACGUUGGAAGAAUUUGAGAAAUAAACUAAGCCCUACAUUCACUUCUGGGAAGAUGAAGAUGAUGCAUAGUACGAUCAUCGCAGUUGCUAAAGAGUUCCAAAAUUACUUGGAACCUAUUGCGCAGAAAAAUGAGGAAAUAGAAAUAAAAGACGUUCUCUCAAGAUUUACAACAGAUGUGAUUGGAAAUUGUGCUUUUGGUAUUGAGUGCAACAGUCUCAAAGAACCAGAUACGGAAUUCCGGAGAAUUGGAAAGAGAGUAUUUGAAUUUACUGGUGUAGAAUUUCUGCGUGUAUUUUUCCUAACUAUGUUCCCAAAUUUAGGUCAGAUAUUUAAAAUGAAAAUUAACAAGCCCGAAGUAUCUGAUUUCUUUAUGCGACUUCUGAAAGAAACUACCGAAUACAGGGAGAAGAAUAAUAUUCAGAGGAACGACUUUCUAUCACUUCUAAUGCAGAUAAUGAAGACAGGAAAGCUUGAGGGAGAUGAAACGGAUUUGGGGAAAAUGACUUUUGAAGAAUUGGCAGCUCAAACUUUCCUGUUCUUUAUCGCUGGAUUUGAAACUUCUUCAUCAACCAUGACUUUCGCAUUGUACGAAUUGGCACAGCACCAGGACAUUCAAGAUCGUGCUAGAGAAGAAGUUAGGAAGGUCCUAGAGAAGUAUAAUGGGAAAUAUACUUAUGAGGCCUGUAUGGAAAUGAAAUAUGUUGAUCAAAUCAUUAAUGAAACACUGAGGAAACAUCCGAUCGUUGACAGUCUCAUAAGAACCUGUGGUCAAGACUAUCCAGUACCAGGGACAAAACAUGUUAUUGAAAAGGGAACUUUCGUAUCAAUCCCAGUAUAUGGCAUUCACCAUGACCCAGAGAUAUAUCCCAAUCCCGAAACAUUCGAUCCUGAUAGAUUCACAGAUGAAAACAUAAAGAAACGCCACCCAUAUGCUUGGAUUCCGUUUGGUGAAGGUCCAAGGAUCUGUGUUGGAUUGAGAUUUGGUGUAAUGCAAACAAGAGUUGGACUGGCACAUCUUCUAUCAAAAUACCGCGUUAAAACUUGCACCAGGACACCAAUACCUCUUAUUUUGGAACCUUCAAACACAGUUAUGUCACCUAAAGGAGGAAUGUGGUUAAAAUUGGAAAAGGCGUUGUAAGCUACUGAUAUCAAUUGAUAAUAAAUUCCUAUCACUGAAAUAGAUAAAAGGUA
This is a messenger RNA of Lutzomyia longipalpis, 1639 nucleotides long. Its product is annotated as cytochrome P450 6a9-like. The record is from RefSeq and is a predicted model, not a curated record. The coding region runs from base 75 to 1586 and encodes 503 amino acids. The transcript is spliced from 2 exons. Gene Ontology annotation, molecular function: monooxygenase activity; iron ion binding; oxidoreductase activity, acting on paired donors, with incorporation or reduction of molecular oxygen. NCBI's taxonomy places the organism in Eukaryota, Metazoa, Arthropoda, Insecta, Diptera, Psychodidae.